CGGGACUUGAAAGUCGACUGGCCAGUGAUUAAAGUUUUGGAGCCGCGGAAAAGUCUAGAACCUGAGAGAGAGAGAGACUCUGCUCCUAUGAAUCUCACUGCUCAUUGGACAGUUCCAGCUGGGUAAACCUAGAUAUUCUAAGAUUUCCCUCGAGACUGAACUCCCUCAAUCCGGAAUGGUUAACCUCACGGAUGUCACUACCCCAAUUUACUCAUCUUGGGUUUACUUGUGCAAAGAUGACUCCUAGGUGGGACGGCCAGUAGAACACUUCCCAGUACGGUCAGCAGCCAGAAACUACAACUCCCAGGGUUCUGCGCGCCCGCAGGGGCGGGGCUUUCUGGAGGCUACUCCCAAGGAGGGGAGAUGGCCGAGCAGUCUGGGUCUCCGCACCGCUCCAUGUACAAAUUGGUGGGCUCGCCUCCUUGGAAAGAGACGUUCAGGCAGGGAUGCCUGGAGAGAAUGAGAAACAGCCGGGACAGGCUCCUGAACAAAUACCGACAGGCUAGAGGCAAACCGCCAGGGAGAGCUCGGAGCACCCUUCUGGCACAAGAGCUGAUGGAAGAAGAAUGGAAUGCUUGGCACUCAGUGGAAAGCGGCCCAGCGGCCGUGGCUCAGUUGGAGGAGCCGAUGGACUUGGCUGAGCUGGAGGAAAUCCAACAGGAGCUGGUUGACCAAGUCAAGCAUCCAGCAGUCUCUGCUUUUACUCUGAAGUCUUGACUGGCUGUCUUCCUAGUAAUAAGAGUCUUAAGUAUGCUAGGUCUUGUGCUCAGACUUCUCAUUCCAUAAGAAGUCUUUAUAGCUUACAACUAUCCUACAAGGUAAUAGGAGACAGAAGAGAGAGUGCCAUCUCACACAGGUUGAACAGCUAGUGGUGGAGUUGGGAAGCAAUAUAAAUUUUGUGAGUCCAGUUUCCAUGCUUAUUCUACUAUCCUACAGUACCUCUCUCUUACUACAAUAGAUGAAUAGUAAUCCUAUACCCUGUAGGAUACAGUGCAGCGUCAUCUCUCUUGCACAAAUUAAGUGCCUUCUCUCUGAUCCACUCUUUACUGACUACCCAGAGUCUUGUGAGCAUCUUCUCCCUGAGGCACUCAUAGCACCGUACAGUGCACCAUUUAGCACCUUACAUCAUUCAUUCAUUCAUCCCUUUCUUGAGUAGGCUCAGUGUUUAUCAUCUGUAAAAUAGGCCUGCCCUAUAAGUUUGCGUGUGUGGAAACUUAUGUUUAAUAAUACAUGUAGAAGAUAUAGAGAAGUGUAUGGCAUGUUGAAAGCUCUCAACAAAUGAGGAUGUAAGACCAUGGACUCUUGAGCUUGGCUGCUGAGGUUCAUUUCUGAGCUUUACCACUUUCACUGGUACAGCACUGGGCAAAGCACUUAAUCGCCCCAUGCCUCAGUUUCCUCAUCUUUAAAGUAAAGAUAAAAACAGUAAACAAGUUAAUGAAAAGUUCUUACAUUAGCAUUUGACAAAUUGUAAGUGCUGUGCAAGUGUUAGUUGUUAUGAUUAGUAUUGAUUCCAGUUAGACUGUGGACUUUUUAAUUUUUUUAUUGAUUCACCCUCACCUUCACCUGCAAAACAUAUCUUAGUGUGAAACCUAAGAUUCACUAAAUAUUUUUUGGGGAGUAUGUUUAACUAAAUAAUCUGAAGUGAUUAGGAUUCACUGUGUUCUGCCCAUACUCAGUCAGAUGGAACACGCUAGAACAGAGAUUGACAAACUUCCUGUGGAGGUCCAGAGAGUAAAUAUUUUACGCUUUGUGGUCCAUGCUUUCUCUGUUGCAACUCCUCAGUUCUGCUGUUGUAGUGUGGAAAUAGUCAGACAAUACAUAAACACAUGAGCCUGGCUAUAUUCCAGUUAACUUUAACUGGAAGUUGGGCUGGAUAUGGCCCAUGGCUGUGGUUUACUGACCCCUGAGCUAAAGUCUAGACUGUGAGCUCAUCAAGAGCAGGACCAGUCUUUUUCACCUUUGCAUCCCAUGCCGGCCACAUCCCAGGUAUUGGUGCAUAUUUGCUGAACGAAUGAACACAAAAGAUUCUGAACACAGACUCUGAGCACAGGGACAUUGGGGGACAGAUCACUUUAGACUCAUCCAGGGGAUGGGGGGGGGGGGGGCGCAGCAUCAGAAAGAAGUGCCCUGUACGUGUCAGGUUUCUCCAGCUGCCCCUGGGACCCCAACUGACAGCGUACAUCCAUCUACUCUCUGGCCUCCGGUGAUGUGUGUGAAAGUCCUCUCCUUGUCUCUUAGCCUCUCCACUUCACCUCUUUUGCUCACAAAGUGAGGUCAGACAGGAGGGGAGAAAUCCAACAAGAGGAAGCCUGGCGGGAGAGUGAUAUCUAAUGGUUGGUAGCAUGAUUUUACCUGAAUUUC
Messenger RNA from Pipistrellus kuhlii (Kuhl's pipistrelle), 2361 nucleotides. RefSeq names its product RPA interacting protein (gene RPAIN). Gene Ontology annotation, cellular component: PML body; nucleus. The coding region runs from base 364 to 717 and encodes 117 amino acids. The record is from RefSeq and is a predicted model, not a curated record. NCBI's taxonomy places the organism in Eukaryota, Metazoa, Chordata, Mammalia, Chiroptera, Vespertilionidae. Gene Ontology annotation, biological process: protein import into nucleus. The transcript has 4 exons.